UAUUACUAGCCAUAAAAACAUAGAAUCUGAAGUAAUUGUAUCAUAUACCAAUCAAAAUAGCCAAGAUAAUGCAUUAAAAGAUAACUUAAAACAAACAGUUCUUUCAGUUAUUGGAAGAUUAAAGAUUGGUGCAAAAAAAAUACUAUAUAUUAUAGCUAUAGACAUUGAAUUAAAUUAUACUGGUAACAAACAAACCUCUAAUAACUUGAAUAAAAAAAAAGCAAAAGCUCAAGAUGAUAUCAAUGACUAUCUUGAAGAUAUUGAAGAAAA
Molecule: messenger RNA, 270 nt
Organism: Dentiscutata heterogama
Lineage: Eukaryota; Fungi; Glomeromycota; Glomeromycetes; Diversisporales; Gigasporaceae
Source: the annotation of a GenBank genome assembly